Psylliodes chrysocephalus is the source of this 1698-nucleotide messenger RNA. The record is from the annotation of a GenBank genome assembly. NCBI's taxonomy places the organism in Eukaryota, Metazoa, Arthropoda, Insecta, Coleoptera, Chrysomelidae.
AUGGAUAUGAGCAUGUAUUUAACGGCGCCCCUUCAGAUUGAUAAGAUUUGUAGGGCUUGUUUGACGGAAAAAGGUGAUAUGAGGCCCUUAUUCGGGGCCUGUUUAGAUGAAAUGCUCAAUUCGUUCGCCUCCAUUCAGGUAUCUGAAAAUGAUGGUUACCCUCACCUCAUGUGCGUGCAAUGCGUUUUACAAUGCAGUAGAGCAUAUACUUUUAAGCAACAAUGUGAAAAAUCGGACAAUAUUUUACGCCAAUAUCUUUCUCCAGAGUUUCAGCAUCAACUGGCUGAAUCUAUUGCUGAAAAGCAAAGGGAACAAGCUAAGCAAGAGUUACAAGAGCAGUUACAAUUUUCUGAACACAUAGGAACUGUUAUUACCAUUGAACAAGAUAUUCCAGAGUUUGUAACAUAUUCUGACGAUCCAUUAGAUGUUAAAGAAGGUCUUUAUACCAUCGAAACAGCUAGUGUAGAACAAUCUAAUUCUUUAACUGAUAACUCCUUAACCGAAGACCUUGGUGAUGGGAUUGUUAUACAAUUGGAAAAUAAAUCUGAUUCUGACAAUAAAUUAAAAUAUGCUUGUACCAAAUGCGACAUCUCUUUUGCUCUGAAAGUUGACCUUAAAGUCCAUAUGAUGUCCCAUCCGAAAGAGCUCAACUAUGAAUGUCACGUUUGCGACAAAGCCUUCACUGAGCCGCGAAUUUUGAAGCGACAUCUUAAAAUUCACUUAGAACAGAAACCCCACCAGUGCGAUCAGUGUGACAUGGCAUUCGCCGAAAGUUCUAAUCUAAGCAAACAUAAGAAAAAACAUACUGGAGAAUUGAGGAAUAUUAAAGGGAAACCGCAUCUUUGCUCGGUUUGCGGCAGAGCUUUCAAAUGGGCUUCCAGUUUGUCCAAACAUAUGAAAUACCACACCGGACAUAAGUUGUUGUCUUGUGAAUAUUGUGGGAAGCAAUAUGUGGAAGCAAGAAGCUUGAGGAUUCACGUUAGCUCGCACACUGGCGAACGACCUUAUGUUUGUGAAGUUUGUGAUAAAGGCUUUACUCAGAUUUGCAACUUAGAAAAGCAUCUUCGUGUACAUACCGGUGAGAAGCCAUACCAGUGUCCUAUUUGCAAUAAAAGAUUCACUCAAUCAGGUUAUGUAGGUAUCCACAUGCGCACACAUACAGGUGCUCGUCCAUAUGUAUGCGGCACAUGUGGCAAAGCCUUUGCAGCUUCCAGUACUCUAAAUAUCCAUCAACACACUCACACAGGUGAAAAACCGUAUACGUGUCAAGUUUGUAAUAAAUCGUUCAGUCGCCAAGAAACACUCAAUAUACACACCAGAUCGCAUACCGGUGAGAAACCUCACAUUUGUAAUGUAUGCAAUAAAGGAUUUACCAGUUCUGGUUUGUUAUCUGGGCAUAUGAGGACUCACACUGGAGAGAAACCGCAUGCCUGUGAAUGCUGUGAUAAAAAAUUCGCCAGUUCGAGCAGCUUGAAAGUGCACAUGAGGUCACACACAGGGGACAAACCGUUUAGCUGUAAGAUUUGCAGUAAGAAUUUCUCACAGUGUAGCUCUCUCCAACAACAUUUAGCUACUCAUGUAUCCAAGUCGGAAAUCAAAGUAGAAUCGGUCCAUGUUACUUUACCGGAACUUAUGACUGUAGAUAACCAGACCAUUCAAGUGCAAGCUAUUUCUACAAUUCAAUCAGCAUUAACAUAG